Messenger RNA from Sphaeramia orbicularis (orbiculate cardinalfish), 5987 nucleotides. Its product is annotated as transcription factor COE3. The record is from RefSeq and is a predicted model, not a curated record. Lineage: Eukaryota; Metazoa; Chordata; Actinopteri; Kurtiformes; Apogonidae. Gene Ontology annotation, biological process: regulation of DNA-templated transcription. The transcript has 16 exons. Gene Ontology annotation, molecular function: DNA-binding transcription factor activity; DNA binding. Bases 128 to 1777 code for a protein of 549 amino acids.
AUCGCUCCUUCUUUUCUCCACCUUAAUCCAGGUGGUCCUUUGGCUUUUUUGAGUGGCUGGUUCGGGAGGAUUAUUCUUGUUCUUUUCGUGUUUCUGGUGAAGACAAGGCUCCCAGAAGGACACUUUGAUGUUCUCCAUCCAGGACAGCCUCCCCCGGGGGGCCCUGACCAUGAAGGAGGAGCCGCUCCCCACCGGCAUGACCCCGGUCCGCUCCUGGAUGCAGGGCGCAGGGAUUUUGGACGCGAACACAGCGGCACAGAGCGGCGUGGGUUUAGCCCGAGCUCACUUCGAGAAGCAGCCUCCAUCCAACCUGAGGAAGUCCAACUUCUUCCACUUUGUGCUGGCGCUUUACGACCGCCAGGGUCAACCGGUCGAGAUCGAGAGGACCUCAUAUGUCGACUUCGUGGAGAAAGACAAGGAGUACAACGGAGAGAAGACCAACAAUGGAAUCCACUACAGGCUACAGCUCCUCUACAGCAACGGAAUCAGGACAGAACAAGACCUUUACGUUCGGCUGAUAGACUCCAUGACCAAACAGCCCAUUCUGUAUGAAGGACAGGAUAAGAACCCAGAGAUGUGUCGCGUCCUCCUCACCCACGAGAUCAUGUGCAGUCGGUGUUGUGACAAGAAGAGCUGUGGAAACCGUAACGAGACGCCCUCUGACCCUGUAAUCAUCGACAGAUUCUUCCUGAAGUUCUUCCUCAAGUGCAAUCAGAACUGUUUGAAAAACGCAGGGAACCCACGAGACAUGAGGAGGUUCCAGGUGGUGGUCUCCACUACAGUCAACGUGGACGGUCAUGUGUUGGCCGUGUCCGACAACAUGUUCGUCCACAACAACUCCAAACAUGGCCGCCGCGCCCGACGCCUGGACCCCUCUGAAGCAGCCACGCCCUGCAUCAAAGCCAUCAGUCCGAGCGAGGGGUGGACGACCGGCGGCGCCACCGUCAUCCUCAUCGGAGACAACUUCUUCGACGGCCUGCAGGUGGUCUUCGGGACCAUGCUGGUGUGGAGCGAGCUGAUCACCCCUCACGCCAUCCGGGUCCAGACGCCCCCUCGUCAUAUCCCCGGGGUCGUGGAGGUCACGCUGUCCUACAAGUCCAAACAGUUCUGCAAAGGAGCGCCAGGACGCUUCGUCUACACCGCCUUGAACGAGCCAACCAUCGACUAUGGCUUCCAGCGGUUACAGAAGGUCAUCCCUCGCCACCCCGGGGACCCCGAGAGGUUACCUAAGGAGGUUCUGUUGAAGCGAGCAGCCGACCUGGUCGAGGCUCUGUAUGGGAUGCCACACAACAACCAGGAGAUCAUCCUGAAGCGGGCGGCCGACCUCACCGAGGCCCUCUACAGCGUCCCUCGCAGCCACAACCAGCUGCCCUCGCUCACUGGCUCCGCCGCGCACUCGGGCAUGAUGGGAGUGAACUCGUUCAGCAGCCAGCUCGCCGUCAACAUCUCUGAGGCCUCGCAGGCCGACCAGGGUUAUUCCCGUAACUCCAACAGCGUGUCCCCUCGCGGCUACGUGCCCAGCUCCACACCCCAGCAGUCCAACUACAACACCAUCACGUCCACCAUGAACGGAUACGGCGCAGGGAUGACCAACCUGGGCGUGCCCGGAUCCCCCAGCUUCCUCAACGGCUCCACCGCCAACUCUGCUUACGCAAUCAAACAGAAGAGCGCCUUCGCCCCUGUCGUGCGGCCACAGACCUCCCCGCCCCCCACCUGCACCACCACCAAUGGCAGCAACCUCCAGGCCAUGGCGGGUCUCAUCGUCCCGCCGAUGUGAGGCGGACUCUCAGCUAGGAGCAUCAGACGCCGCCCCUCCUCCACCUGAAGGCCUCGUCCACCUGAAACGCCACAACCGCAGCAGCGAAGAAUCCAUCCCAUCAUGCCACAGACCGACCAGCACCACUGUCUGACCCAGAAUGCAUCACUGCACGAGGAGAUAAGAAAGUUUGAAAUCUAUUUUUGCUGACGGCUGCACAUUCGGGGGAGGUCAAAGGUCAUGAUGGUUGGGGGGGAGGGGUCAGGUAUCUGAUCAGUUUGAACCACUGUGAGUCAGAAGGAGGCGUGUCCACUGAGAGCUCAUCACCACGGCAACUAAACUUAAAGGACCAGUCAGUAUUUCCACAUUCAGUUCAUUUACUACAACAAAACAAACCUGUUACACUUUUAACAUUUUAAUUAAUGUGAUUUUUGUCUGAAAGUCUGCAAGGGUUUGAUUUUUUCUUUAAAAAGAAAAUUAUCAAAAUUGUAAAUCAUUGCAGAUUAAUUCCUAGUUAGGUGAUUAAUGAUUUAGGGGAUUUUUACACCACUUUUCAGUGUGAUCUGAACCAAAUCAGAUGUGGAAAUAAAUGUCCAGUCUGUCUCAGUCCUGAUCAUACUGAACCAUGGCUUUUAUGGUUUUGGAUGGUUCAGAUGAAAUACAGGAAGUUACACAAGCCAAUUAACAAUGUAACAACAUCAGAUUCACAACGUCUAUAACCCGAUCAAUGUCAUGAACAGGGAGAUGCAGCACAUGUAGACGAUGACUAAAGGAAAAGGAUGUUUUAAUCGCGACUAAAAUGAGUGUGAAAGCAAAGCUAACAGACCAUAUGUCAACAACAUUUAAAAAAAACUUUGGUUCAUGUGGGAAAACUUCCACAAAAAGUCUGAAUCCAUUUUUAUGUCAAUGUCACAAAGGCAAAGAUUCAGGAUAAAAUUACUUCAGUAAAGGUAAAUUCAACAGCACCUUCAGAAAAUAAAUUAGACAUCUGAAGUUCCAGGCUGAUUAAAACAUACUUCUGCUGGUUGGUGGAACAUUACCACUGUAACAUUAAUGUAUAACUUUGUAGUACAUGAACUAAAAUAUGCAAAGCAGCAGAAUGGUCCUUUAGUCAAACAGGUGUUAUUUUUAACUAUUCUGACUAAAACAAAAGCUGAAAAUGAGUCGACUCAAAUAUAUCGACUAAACUAAAAAUGUUGUUGUUGAACAGGAGCUCUCGGUGGACACUGAACCUGAGGCGGACUGAGUCCACAAACCAGGAAAAAUCUAACUCUUUAAUGUUUUUUUUCCUUCUUUUCUUUCUAAAUCUGCACAAACCGUCAGACGGUUUGCAGAUUUAACGAGUUUUCAAUCAAAUCCCAGAGAGGACCAGACUUCCUUAAAGACGACUGAAAAUAAGGCGACCUUUAGCAUUUUCUUUGUGUACCAUAGCUUUUAAAUGUUUGUGUCUCAUAUCCUAAAGAAAGAAUUAAAGCUGAGAAGAGGAAGGGAACAAAGACGAGGUUUGUCGGAGUAAAGUCGAGGCAGCCCAAUGUUUUGUUUUUGUUUUGUUUCUUUUCUUAUUUUUCGAACAUCUCUCAUUUUUAAAUCCAGUCAAAUAGUUCUGUUUUGCGGGUGUCGAGUGGUAGAUUUUAACCAGAAAAAGCUUGCAGCGUUUUAAUCACAUUUAGGUACCAGAUCUCUUGUUAUUCUUCUGAUUGUGCUUAUUUUAUAUGUAUUUAUAAAGUAUGUUUCGGGGGAAUUCCUUUUGUGAUUUAGGCCUGAAUGAUAGUCUCAAAUAUAUAUGUAAACACAUUUGAUGUCUUAAUACCUUUUAGAUAUUGUAAAAAGAGUGAACAAGUGAGAGGAAUUAACCCUUUUGUAAAAACAAAAAAAGUCAUGACAUGGUCACCCUGUUUUUAAAAGCAGGACGUUAAAACGCUUUCAUCACUUUUGUAUAAAAAUGCUUUUCCGAUACGAUAUUUAACUUUUUGUAAACAGCAUCAUUUGUGUUUCCCCUGGUUCUUCUUGUCCUUUGUGUAUUAUUGUGAAAUGUAUAAUCAUGGUUAUUUCUUAAUGCACUAUUUUUGUUGGGGCACUUAAUAAGAGCAAUGCAUCUUAGCAAAAAAAGAAAAAAAGCUAAAAGUUGUUUAAAAAAGACUAAAGCUAGAACAAUAUGCACCAAUGGUUUUCAGUUUUUGUUUUAUUUUCGCCGUUCUGAAAUGGCAAAAAUCCUUGUCAUGUGAAAUUUUUUUAUAUUUGAAAAGCUUUGAACCAUCAUAAUAUUCCACCACUCUUCCUUUUGGGCCGAGCGUCCAGUCCGUCUCGGUUUCAGUGUUUAGAGGACAAAAUUUUAUCCAUCUUAGUACUCCUAGUCUUUGUGUUUUUUGGUGAGAAUAAGUGCACGGUUAAAAACAGGCAGCGGAUUUUCGAACCAGUUCUGAACAUUCACUGAUCUCCAGGGAAUCUUCCAUUGAUGUCGGUGUUGUUGGUGCUGUUUCGUCGUUACCCACAAUCUGGAUCAUUUUCUUAUGCAACCGUGUCCCCGUUCUGCGACGCCAGCUCGUCUUCCACGCUACUGUGGAAACUUCAGAGUCGAGUCCGAUGCCUUACGAUCGACUACUUCAACACCAAGUCUUUCCAUUUUGAUCCAAUGUUGUGACCUUUGAGUUCUGCAGCGAUGUUUGGUUUUUUUGUUUCGUCUCCAGUCAAACUGCGAGCAUCUUUAGUUUUAGCACCUAGCGGUUGUCCCUCAGGUUUGUCAAAUGUUCAUUAGCAGCACUGAACUGAAAAGCUCUGUCAGCGGUUAACGAAGCCUGUGGAUUUAUGACGAACAACUUUACAUUACGGUGCCCCCACCGGGAUUAUAACAGCAGCAACAAAAACAGGAACAAUAUGUAGCAAAACAUGAUUUUUUUUCCUCUAAAACCAGGAAUCGCUAUCUUGAAUUACAAGAAACUACUAAAUUUAGAAGAAAACAGAUCUAAUUUGAUAUUUCAGGGUCAUGAUAUGAAACUAUUAUUUAUGAAGUAGGUCCCAUUCAAUUAUGGAAAAACAUCUGGAUUGUGUGAUCGUUAAUUAACGUACAAUGUUUUGCAAAACAUUUUUGUGACUUGUGGAAAAAUUAGUUAUGGCGUCCCCACCAGGUCGCAGGAAUUACUACAACAACCAAAAAAAAACUGAUCUCACAGUAACGUCAACAUUUAAUAUUUAAGGAUUUAGUAUUUUAAAAAAUGGUGAAAAGCUCUUACAUUUUCACUAAAAACACAAUUAUUGCACUAAUAUUUAACGAUUAUGUUUUUCCAAGUCAAUGCUAAAACAGCUCAGAUUUUGAGACAAAUAAUUAGUGUAAGACUGUGUCCUGAGAUUCAACUGCAAAUCAUAUGAAAUUUCCAAAAACAGACAUUAUUUACAUACAUUAAAAAAAACAGUAGUAGAGGAAAAGCUACUAAAAUUUACUUUGCAAAAAUUCAAUUGCUAUUAAGUAUAAUAGAAUUUUUUCUGUAUAGAAGAAAAAUACUUCUACAAAUUUCAACUUAAUUCAACGCUGAGAAUUGACAUUUUGAACUCAAAUAUGACACUUUUUUUGACGUAAAGCACUUCUAAUUUAUUCUAAAAAUCUUUUUCGACACAUACUGCAGUUUAAUUUGUUCCUGAUCUGUCUUUCAGAACUAUGUAUGGUACCUUUAACGCCUGUUUAGAAGUAAAAUGAUUCACAGUUUCUUUUGAGGUAAAACCGAGUGCAGGAAAUGGAUGAACUUCAGACUUUAUGCAAACCCAGCAGGACUGACGGGAACCUUCAACGUCGCCGUGUCGGUUUGUUUUUGUGAAAAGCCAUUAUUAAAUGAAACCGCCAGCAGAGCAACAAACACUCACACUCGUACGAAGCGUCUUCUCCGCCUUUCUGACUGCUUGCUUCCAUCUUAGUUUUGUUGUCACAGUUGUAGAGCGUUUGCUUUUCACCGUCCGAGGUUUUAAAAACUGCAGAUUUCCGUUUUUCGAUGUUUUACUUCAAUGUGAAAGAAGGCAGAGGUACUGCAUCUUUGUGAAAUAUGAAAUAUAUCAUCAAAGUAUAUCAAAGCACAAUGUUUAAUUAAUGUCUUUACAAUACGAGCGGGGCGACACCCCCGAGGUUUUUCUUUUUCUGUCUCUGGCCAUGCUGUAAAUAGAUGCAUGUUUUUUGUUUUUUUUUUCCUGUGAUCCAGUGCUUUUUGUACAGAAACAGUCUAAUAAAGAUUACAUUUGGCUUGAA